UUGUCCCGCCGCAGGAUCUGCCCAUUCCGCAAACUCUAUAAAGAGGGACCGCAAACUUCUCCAGAUGAGGUUUCCAGAGCUACGGGAUGCCCCGGCCUCUCCUCCUCCGUGUUCUGUGGGUGCUGAUAAUCCAGUGCCAGGCUCCCUCUGCACAGAUCAUGGAUUAUUUGAUAGAAAGCUGGAGGAAGUAUGAGAUGGAGUGCCAACACAACAUGUCCAUAGAGCCACCUCCUACAGGCCUGGUCUGUAAUCGAACCUUCGACAAGUUCUCUUGUUGGCCGGACGCAAUGCCCAACACCACAGUCAACGUUUCUUGUCCCUGGUACCUGCCUUGGUAUAAGAAAGUGCAGCACGGCCUUGUCUACAAGCACUGUGGACCGGACGGGCAGUGGGAGCCAAUGCUGAACGGAACCUUACUUCGUGACGCUCGGGAGUGCGAGUUGGACAAAAAUGACCAGCGUGACCAGGAACAAUACGGGCGGACGUACAACAGCUUUAAGAUCAUGUACACCGUGGGAUACUCGGUGUCCUUGGGGGCUCUGAUUUUGGCCCUAGCGAUCCUCGUGGGGUUCAGUAAACUGCACUGCAUGCGCAACUACAUCCACAUCAACCUGUUUGUCUCGUUCAUUCUCCGCGCGGUGUCCGUCCUCGUGAUUGACUCCCUCCUGAAAACCAUUUACAACGAGACGAUUAACGAUGAUUAUGUGCAGCGCUGGCGCAGUAACGAGGUCGGGUGCCGCGUGGCUACGGUCCUCAUGCAGUAUGGGGUGAUUGCUAAUUAUUGCUGGUUACUGGUGGAAGGGAUUUAUCUGCACAACCUGCUCGUCCUCGCCGUCUUCUCGGAGAGAAGUUACUUCGCCCUCUACGUCUGCAUCGGUUGGGGUGCUCCGAUUAUCUUCAUAGUCCCGUGGGUGGCCGUGAAGUACACGUAUGAAAAAGACGCGUGCUGGGUCACAAAUAAUAACAUGGCCUACUGGUGGAUUCUCAGGACACCGGUAUUCAUUGCCAUACUGAUCAACUUCUUAAUUUUCAUCCGGAUUAUUCAAAUUCUGGUGUCCAAGAUGCGAGCUCAUCAGAUGAGGUACACAGACUUUAAGUUCAGGUUGGCCAGGUCUACGUUGACCCUAAUCCCCCUGCUGGGCAUUCACGAGGUGGUCUUUGCACUUCUCACCGAUGAAAACGCCCAGGGGACCAUGCGUCUGGUCAAACUCUUCUUUGACCUUUUCCUCAGCUCCUUCCAGGGCAUACUGGUCGCUGUGCUGUACUGUUUUGUCAACAAGGAGGUCCAGUCCGAGCUGCUGAAGAAAUGGAAGCGCUGGAAACUCGGCAAAGACAUCGAAGACGAAUAUAAGCACACUUACAGCCAGACGCCCCGUGCUGGCACCGGCAGUGUUUGUGAAAAACAUAAGCUGGUCGGCAGCUGCACCAACGGGACGGGGAACUCAAACAACUGCUCCGGCAUGCACUAUCGCGAUAAGAUAGGCGUCAGCACCACCGAGAACAUAACACUGAGCGACAGACAACUCAGCUUCGAGUAUCCGGACAGCGUGGAGAACGUCCUCUGAGCCCAGAACGGGGAAGCAGAGUCCUCCUCUACACUGGAGAGAGCCGGGCCCAUAGGCGGCUGCUGAAGGAUCGGGUGCAUAAAUAAGAAAA
Spea bombifrons (plains spadefoot toad) is the source of this 1656-nucleotide messenger RNA. It is a transcript of the gene GCGR, whose product is annotated as glucagon receptor. The transcript is spliced from 13 exons. Gene Ontology annotation, biological process: cell surface receptor signaling pathway; adenylate cyclase-activating G protein-coupled receptor signaling pathway. NCBI's taxonomy places the organism in Eukaryota, Metazoa, Chordata, Amphibia, Anura, Pelobatidae. Gene Ontology annotation, molecular function: peptide hormone binding; glucagon receptor activity. The record is from RefSeq and is a predicted model, not a curated record. Gene Ontology annotation, cellular component: plasma membrane. The coding region runs from base 87 to 1565 and encodes 492 amino acids.